Molecule: messenger RNA, 333 nt
Organism: Nematocida minor
Lineage: Eukaryota; Fungi; Microsporidia
Exons: 1
Coding region: 1-333 (110 amino acids)
Source: RefSeq, a predicted model, not a curated record
AUGGAGGAAAAAAUGAUCUACGUGGAGAUAGACCUGAACACUCUGAAUAAAAGCAUGGAAAGACAGAAAGAGCAGCACCCUAACAUAGACACAAUGCUCUUGUUGCACGAUGCAGUAGUUGAAGCUAUAAAGAUGGCAGACAGCAGCAUAUCACCAGAUGGUAGAAAGAGUCUUCUGUACAUAGCAGCGAGCAGAGCUGUGCUGCAUGCAAUAGCACACAGAGACGUGUCUUCCUUCGAGGCGCAGACGCAGUCUGUUCUCAGCUACGACUGCUCCAGAGAUGUUUCGUUCUAUCUUAGUAACGCCGUGGAGCUGGAAUGCAGCGAAAGAUAG